This is a messenger RNA of Sclerotinia borealis F-4128, 1500 nucleotides long. The record is from the annotation of a GenBank genome assembly. NCBI's taxonomy places the organism in Eukaryota, Fungi, Ascomycota, Leotiomycetes, Helotiales, Sclerotiniaceae.
AUGGCUUUAUUUGGUGACAUUGACACGCUGCUAGCAACUGUAAUUGAUGGUAGAACCGACAACAUUAGAUAUCGACAAAACCAACUUCAGAGUCUACAUAAAGCCCUGAGAAACAACGCCGAGAAGAUCUCUUCAGCAAUAACGGAAGAUAUCUGCGGAGAUACCCAAGGGACAAAUACCGAAGCCCAAUGCGAAUUCUAUCUCGUCUCCGAUGUUAUUCGGAGGCUCUACCGAACUCUCAACUUCGAGUCAUCAUUAAAUGAUGAAUACAACAUUGCGAGAGGCACAGAUUUAUUGUCACGUAGAGUUGGAAAGGGAUCGGUGGUGAUUCGGCCAUCGACGCAUACAAGAUUUUAUUCAAUCAUAUGUCCGAUAGCAACAGCUAUAACGGCUGGAAAUUGCGUUUGUUUAGAGCUCGGAGAAACAACGUCAAAAGUCGACGGUAUCCUGAAAGAGCUACUAUCACAAGCUUUAGAUAAUGACACAUUCUACGUCUCACCCACGGUACUGCAAGACUCUAUCCUUGCAUCGGCAUUAUUAGUCGACCAAACGAGCAACUCUCCAACCGCAAAUAUCAAUCAACUGAUAUCGAAUUCUUCGGCUCGAACAGUCGCGGUUGUUGAUCGGACAGCAGAUAUUGAAAAUGCUGCAAAGUCUAUCGUCACUGCUCGGUUUUCUUUUCAAGGAACUUCACCAUAUAGUCCCGAUUUAGUCAUCGUCAAUGACUUUAUCAAGAGUGACUUUACGGAAGCUUGCACAAAAUAUGCAAGCAAAUUCUUUUCUUCAAAUAGGAAGAGCAGUACAAAGCAGAACGAUGGCAUUUCUGCUACCAAAAAGGCAUUCAAAGAUGCCGAGAGUAAAAAGCAAAUCUCAACUUUUGGAUCCAGCAAUUUCGUUCUUGCAGACGUUCUGGACAGGACAUCAAUCAUCAUCGAGAUGAAGAUUAGUGGCUGUUAUCUACCAAUAAUGUCAAGUACGAGCUUGGUAGAUGCCAUCAUGACUCAAAAAUCAAAAUCCCCAUUACUUGCCGUCUAUCUCUUCUCAAAUCCAUCAACCGCAAAAUUUCUCGCUCAACAAUUUCACGCCAGUAUCAGCUACGUAAACCAAAUUCCGCUUCAUCUCCUCGUGGGACCCGCCGCUCCCUUAACACCCCUUCCAACUCCCGCGUUCCACAAAUAUAGCGUGGAGAUGUUUUCAUCUGUGUGCCCGCAAUAUAUUCUUCCUCCAUCGGAAGAUCUCUUAAUUCUUGAUGAAUUUGUUGGUGGAAGGGAGUCUAUUAGUAAAGAGGCGCUUCUUAAGAAAAUGCAAAGAGUAGCGACGAAGAAGCUACCGGAAACGGGACAGGGUCUUGGACAUGCGAUUGGGUUUUUUGAGCAGGGGAUUUGGUUGGGGGCUGCUUUGUUUUUGUCGGUUGUUAUUCCGGCUUUGGGGUAUGCUUCGUGGGUUGGGGGUAGGUUGGCUUGGGGUGUGAUUGGGAAGUUGAGGGCGGGUAGCGUUUGA